This is a messenger RNA of Phasianus colchicus (ring-necked pheasant), 2813 nucleotides long. Lineage: Eukaryota; Metazoa; Chordata; Aves; Galliformes; Phasianidae. The record is from RefSeq and is a predicted model, not a curated record.
UAAAUCUCCACAACGUUAUUUUACUUUCUAAAAUAAUUAUCAACAAGUGGGCUUCCAUGCUGGUGGGUCCCAACUACAUGCAGGCUCUUGCUCCAGACCUCUGCAUUAUGAGGCUGUCCACGUGAGGGAAUUUCUCAGCAUUUUCACCUGUUUAUUACCUACUGCAGCAUUUCACACUUCUAUAAAAAAGCACAAUGCUUUUGCUGAGCAAAUUCCACACAGAAAUCUAAUGUCGGGUGGGGGGAGAAUAGGGGGGAAGGAAGACCCGUUGGUAAGCAAUAGUUAUGUUUAAACUUAUUCCAUGAGGGAAAAAUUAUUUGUUGGGUCUUUCAUGGGUUUGGAUAUACACGCCUGGAAGCAGAGCGCUUUGGGACAGACUUUGGGAUCUACCAAUGCAGGAGAGGGCGUCAAACUCAGAAUUAUCUCUGCUAAUGAGGUCUGUGCUAAUGCGCUGUGGCCAGCACAUAGCAAAAGUAAAAUGAAAUCAAGCAGAGAUGCUGCUCCUGGCCUGCCUUCCUGUAGACCUGCUACUUCAAGACUGUAGAGGAUGAAGGACAAAAGUGAGGUUUUAGGUCACGGCUAAAAGGCAGAACUGAUUUCAAGAGCGUCACCUCAGCCCCAGCCCUGUGCUUGCUGGGACACGCGUAAAGACGCUGAAACUACGCACGGACACAAGACCUGAGCAGCCUCCUCCCCUCCAGCACAACCAGACCCAUCUCGAAGCGAGCGCAAGAUGGCGCCUGAGGGGGAAACGCAAAUCCCGCGCUGCGCACACCACGUGACCCCUCCCUCUCCGCCCAGAGCGGGGCCGCCCCUCCCAACUCUCGCGAGAGCCGCCCGUGGCGUCGCGGGAGCCGGUGCUGCGCUGCGGUAGGAGGUCGGCGGAGAAGGACGGAGCCGGAGCCGCUUCGCCGCCCUCCUUCCUCCCUUCCCUCCCUCCCGCCUCGCUCCCCUCCGCAGCCGGGAGGAUGCCGCGCUCCGGCCCGCUCCCCGCCGCUUUCUCCCUGCUGCUGCUGACGGCCGCGCUGCUGCCGGCGCCCUCCGUCGCGCAGAACGAGCCAAGGAUCAAUGCCAGCGAGGAUGUAACCAUCCAAGUGUACGGUCAGGCUGCCAUCACAUUACAGUGUAACCUCACCACCAGUCCCAGCCCCCUCUCUGCCAGCUACUGGGUGAAGAAUGGAGAAGAGAUUCCUGGCACUAGAAAAACCUCAAACACUACAGAAUACAAGAUUUUGAAGCCCAGAGCAGAAGAGUCAGGGGAAUACUUGUGCGUGUUUGUGUUUUCAAACUCUCCUGUAGCCAACGCCACUAUAGAAGUGAGAGCUAUCCCUGACAUCACCGGCCACAAGCGGAGUGAGAACAAAAACGAGGGGCAGGAGGCACUCAUGUACUGCAAGUCCGUGGGCUUCCCACAUCCCGAGUGGGUGUGGCGCAAGAAGGUCAACGGAGUGUUUGAGGAUAUCAACAACUCUUCUGGAAGAUUCUUUAUUUCAAAUAAAGACAACUACACUGAGCUCAGCAUCACGAACCUACAGAUCAACGAGGAUCCCGGCGAGUACCAGUGCAACGCAACCAACCAGAUCGGCUCCACGUCCGUCACAACCAUCCUGCGUGUCCGCAGCCACUUGGCUCCUCUCUGGCCCUUCCUGGGGAUCCUGGCAGAAAUUUUUAUCCUCGUUUUCAUCAUAGUUAUUUAUGAGAAAAGGAAGCGGCCAGACGAAGUUCCAGACGAUGAUGAACCAGCUGGGCCAAUGAAAACCAAUUCUACAAACAAUCAUAAAGAUAAAAACUUACGCCAGAGAAACACAAAUUAAAAAUGCUUAUCAUAGCUGCCUGUGCAGGAGUUACCUCAGAAAUGUCAGUUUCCUGAGUAACGUGAUUCCCAAUGAAUGCAUUCUGUGUGAGAGAAAAGGAUCCUGUGCAAAGGGUGUGCACUGCUGUGAGGCACGCAGAGAGGCAGCUGGAGGUGAAGGUGAGUGGUCACCAUGUUAUGGAGGGAUCUGCCUUUAGGUUAACGUGCUUCACAUGCCCAGUGUGGCCUCUUUGGAAGCUCUGACACAGCAAUGGGGCUGAAGCAUGCCACCUCCUUUGGGCAGCUCAGGACUGCUGUUAGCUUCUCCAGCUUCCACUCACUGCUUGAACAUAGAACAGUGCAAGGGCAGGCAUACUGACAUAUGAAGUACAGCUGUAUCUGUGUGUACUGAAAAAGACCCUCCUAUUUUUAGUAGUGGUAGUGGUUCAUACAGAAGUCUUGCUGUUAUCCUGGCUCAUGUUGUUGUCUUUAAAAAUGUUUUAAAAAACCAGAGAGAAUACCUGAGACCAAAGCUCCUGCUACCUUCUGGGGUGGCAGAAAUGGAGAAAUGCAGCUCCAGAGUGUUCCAGAGCAGCAGCAGGAUGGGUAUGUCUCCAAAGCUGAACUGGGGGAAGAAGCCCUGAUUGAGCUUUGUAAUUUGUGGGAAAUCCCAGCUCACAGCACAGCUGCAUUAGGCUGAAUAAAAAGUGUGUGAGGGCAAGUAGUAGAUGAUGUGUAAAACCGUAUCGGAGCCUUGGUGGAAGGGAAUUUGUCAGUAACUCAAGGCAGAGAUGGAUUACAGCGUACGGCAAAUGAAAGCCUCACUAGCAGAAAGCUGUGUUCAGAAGCAGGGAUAAUGCACCCACCUUAUACAGGGACAGAAGAAUGGCAAUUUUUAGUUUUGUUGAUAUAGAUAGCAGCCCUGAUAGCAUCCUGAUGUGUAAUGAAGAAACUUAGCAGAUGUUUACAGCACAAGACAGCUUUCUCUGCAUCUGAGUUUUACUUAUGGGAUCCAAAUUUU